GCGGCUAAAAUUAAGUUUAUUUAAAUAAUUUAUAAAAAAUUACGUGUAAAACUAUCAAUAUAUACAUAUAAAGUAUACAAAUGUGUUAUUAAAUAAUUAUUAUAGUGUUAAAAGUGAAAUAGUGUAUAAAAAUUACAGAUAUUUUUGUUCGUAAAAAUGUGGCCCAUAAUAAUGCAGUUCUUGAGAAGCAGGGCUCCAAUAAUAACUUUGCCAAUUGCUUCAGUAAUCGGUGUCAUCGGUUACAACAUCGAAGGCUGGAUAUCUGAUAAAUAUACACCGUAUCAGGAGUCGAUCCAAGAUAAAAGAAUAGAACGUCUGUCAGACGACAAAUGUCUAGAAAAUGCAACAGAAGUCAAAGCUUUAACUUACAACGAGAAUGUCUUUAGUAAAAAUCUAUCACCGAGUUUGAAAUGAUUUUUAAUAAAUAAAGAUGUUUAUUA
Ctenocephalides felis (cat flea) is the source of this 440-nucleotide messenger RNA. Its product is annotated as small integral membrane protein 12-A-like. Lineage: Eukaryota; Metazoa; Arthropoda; Insecta; Siphonaptera; Pulicidae. Bases 157 to 414 code for a protein of 85 amino acids. The transcript has 3 exons. The record is from RefSeq and is a predicted model, not a curated record.